Messenger RNA from Spea bombifrons (plains spadefoot toad), 3659 nucleotides. RefSeq names its product NACHT, LRR and PYD domains-containing protein 3-like. The transcript has 13 exons. The record is from RefSeq and is a predicted model, not a curated record. Gene Ontology annotation, cellular component: cytoplasm. NCBI's taxonomy places the organism in Eukaryota, Metazoa, Chordata, Amphibia, Anura, Pelobatidae. The coding region runs from base 16 to 3507 and encodes 1163 amino acids. Gene Ontology annotation, molecular function: protein binding.
UACCUUGGGGCCUGUAUGACAGAUUCAUCCUCUGAUGCUGCAUUUACCACCAGCAUGUCUUCUCCAGACGCGUCCUCCAGGGCUGAUAAACCAACUGUUCUGGACAUUCUCAAGAACUUUCUGGAUGAUUUGGGAAGAGAAGAUUUAAAGAGAUUUCGGAGUAAACUGUCAGAUUUUAGAUAUAACAAUAAAGAUCCCAUAGGACGGGGACGCCUGGAAGGUGCAGACCCUGUUGAUAUCUCACAGCGUCUCGUGGAUUAUUAUGGAGAGAGGAACGCUCUGGAUGUGACGAGUCAAGUCUUACAGUUAAUUGGUCUGAUGGGACUUGUAGAAAAACUCCAGGAGAAACUAAAAUCUUGCUCAUUCGGCCUGAAUCCGUCGGAAGAAGUUAACGAGUGCAGAAGAAAUUACCUGGAUUUUGUAAAGAAUCAGCACAAAAGGAUUCAACAUAAAAAUGGCCGGAUGGGAGAGAACGUUAACAUGGAGACGAUCUACACCAAUCUGCUACUAAUAAAAACGCAGCGUGACGAAGAAGAGAGAGAACAGGAAAUAAGCGGUUUGGGUAGAGAACAUCUUGAGAUGAUGGAGCAGAGACGUUCAGAUAAAUAUUCCCCAACCACUGUUGACAAGCUGUUUGAUCCCGAGGAAGAUGGGUUUACUCCGAAAACUGUGGUGUUACAGGGACCUGCGGGGAUCGGAAAAACUAUGACAGCCCAGAAGAUCAUGCUGGACUGGGCCUCGGGAAAACUGUAUGAGGAGCGGUUUAAUUAUGUGUUUUAUCUGAGUUGCAGGGAGAUAAACCGAAUGACUGGAGAAACGAGCAUUGCUGAUUUUAUAUCCAAGAUGUGUCGGCUAAAAUGCUCACAGAGUGCGAUGGAGUCAAUUUUACGAGAUCCUGAGAAAAUCCUUUUCCUUAUUGAUGGGUUAGAUGAAUUGGAUCAGUCAUUUAUGGGUCUCAGUGAGGACUGUAGCCAUCCUUUUCAGGUGGUCCCCAAAGAGGUCAUCUUAAGCAGCUUGAUAAGAAAACAGGUUCUCGAGACGUCUUCACUGAUCAUUACAACAAGACCUUUCUCACUGGAGAAGUUAAACGAGUAUAUCGAGUGUCCUCGUUAUGUAGAAAUUCUGGGAUUUACGGGGCAAGAGCGUGAAAACUAUUUCUUCAAUUUCUUUGAGAAUAAAGCUGAAGCUGAGGCAGCUCUCAAUGCGAUAAAAGAGAAUGCGGCGCUCUUUACUAUGUGUGCUGUCCCUCUUAUAUCCUGGAUUGUUUGCACUGUACUCAAACAGGAGAUAAAAAAGACUUUUAAUGUGACUCGUUAUAAAACAUCCACGUCUGUUUACACGCUUUACUGGAAAGGUUUGUUAAAAUAUCACAGCAGAACUUCCAAUGUGCCCAUAAAGUCCUACAUGAAGAAGCUGUGUGAUUUGGCCAAGAAAGGAGUCUGGAGCCGUAAGAUCAUAUUUGAGAAAGGAGAUCUGGAAGAGUACGGAUGUGAUUUGUCAGAAGAAGAAUCUCUCUUCCUGAACGAGAACGUGUUUGAGAGGGACAUUGAAAAGCAGACAUGUUACAGCUUCAUCCACCUGAGUGUACAGGAGUUCUUCGCAGCUCUCUAUUAUGCCCUGGAUGAGCAAUCAGAUCCGAACCGGCAUAAGGAGGAGGUCAGGAGACUGCUGGAGAAGUCUGAGAGACAUGAGCAUGUAAAAGUAACUGUACAAUUCUUGUUUGGCCUCUGCUGGGAAAACCAAAUAAAUGAAAUUGCAAAAAGCGUUGGGUGUAAAAUGUCAUCGGGACUGAAACCUAUUCUGGAAGAAUGGAUGAAGAAAAGGAUAUCCACAGCUUCAGAUAGGAAAGAAAUCCUGUGCUAUUUGUACGAGACUCAGGAUACGACGUUUGUGAAGAGAAUGAUGCCUGAUUUGAUGCACUUGAAGAUCCGUUCUGUAUUUGCUUAUGAUGAUGAAACCCUCCUUGUCCAAGCCGUGGCCUACUGUUUGGAGAAUAGCGAGAAAGUUCACACAGUGACUUUCAGUCAUUAUAAUCUGACUCACAAGGCAAUGAAGACGCUCUCCAAAAGCUUUUGCAAGUGUUCAGAGAUCACGUUGUGGCACUGUCUUCUGACCUCAUCCUGCUGCGAUGUUCUGCGAGAUGUUAUUAUCACAAACCGAUCUCUCACCAAACUGGAUCUGUCAGGGAAUAACCUUCAGGACUCAGGAGUAAAACUUCUGUGUGAGGGACUCCAGGACCCAGACUGCACCCUGCAGGAGCUGCGGUUGUGUGACUGUCAUCUGACCUCAUCCUGCUGCGAGGAUCUGCGAGAUGUUAUUAUCACAAACCGAUCUCUCACCAAACUGGAUCUGUCAAUGAAUAACCUUCAGGACUCAGGAGUAAAACUUCUGUAUGAGGGUCUCCGGCACCCAGACUGCACCCUGCAGGAGCUGCGGUUGUGUGACUGUCAUCUGACCUCAUCCUGCUGCGAGGAUCUGCGAGAUGUUAUUAUCACAAACCGAUCUCUCACCAAACUGGAUCUGUCAAUGAAUAACCUUCAGGACUCAGGAGUAAAACUUCUGUAUGAGGGUCUCCGGCACCCAGACUGCACCCUGCAGGAGCUGCGGUUGUGUAUCUGUGAUCUGACCUUAUCCUGCUGCGAGGUUCUGCGAGAUGUUAUUAUCAGAAACCGGUCUCUCACCAAACUGGAUCUGUCUGAGAAUAACCUUCAGGUCUCAGGAGUAAAACUUCUGCGUGAGGGUCUCCGGCGCCCAGACUGCACCCUGCGGGACCUGCGGUUGUGGCACUGUCUUCUGACCUCAUCCUGCUGUGAGAUUCUGCGAUUUGUUAUUAUCACAAACCGAUCUCUCACCAAACUGGAUCUGUCAGGGAAUAACCUUCAGGACUCAGGAGUAAAACUUCUGUGUGAGGUUCUCCAGAACCCAUUCUGCACCCUGCGGGACCUGCGGUUGUAUAGGUGUGAUCUGACCUCAUCCUGCUGCGAGGAUCUGCGAGUUGUUAUAAUCCGAAACCGAUAUCUGACAAAACUGGAUCUGUCAUAUAAUAACCUUCAGGACGCAGGAGUAAAUCUUCUGUAUGAGGGUCUCCGGCGCCCAUACUGCACCCUGCGGGAGCUGGGGUUGUCGCGCUGUGGUCUGACCUCAUCCUGCUGCGAGGUUCUGCGAGAUGUUAUUAUCAGAAACCGAUCUCUCACCAAACUGGAUCUGUCAGGGAAUAAUCUUCAGGACUCAGGAGUAAAUCUUCUGUGUGAGGGUCUCCGGCACUCAGACUGCACCCUGCAGGACCUGGGGUUGUAUGACUGUGGUCUGACCUCAUUCUGCUGCGAGGUUCUGCGAGAUGUUAUUAUCACAAACCGAUCUCUCACCAAACUGGAUCUGUCAAUGAAUAACCUUCAGGUCUCAGGAGUAAAACUUCUGUAUGAGGGUCUCCGGCACCCAGACCGCACCCUGCAUGACGUGUGGUUGUUGCACUGUAAUCUGACCUCAUCCUGCUGUGAGGAUCUGUGAGAUGUUAUUAUUAUAAACCGGACUCUGACCAAAGUGAAUGUGUCAGAGAAUAACCUUCAGGACUCAGGAUUAACUUCUGCGUGUGAUGUAUCUACUGAUUCACAAAAUAACUCCAAAAAAAUCAUAUAAAAUAAAGCUCAGCGCCCAUUGGA